AUGGUGCGACAGUUGGCAUUGGCGGGGAAUGGCGUGGAAUGGCGUGGCGUGGCGGACGUCCGGCGCGCGGGCCCGGCAAUGGCGCGGGAUACUAAAGCCGUCGUCGACGUGAGAAUGGCGCGCGACUCACUCGCGCCAUUACGCUUGGAAUGGUGCAGAUUACGCGAAGUGAUAUCAUACGGAGGCACUGAGGAGUCGGGACAUCAGCGGAGCAUCAACGAAACGCGUCGACGCACCCGAGAUAUUACCGAUGCGUUCGAAGCGCGUUCACCUGCGAUCGAGGUGAAGGUCACGCGCGUCAUGAACUAA
Molecule: messenger RNA, 309 nt
Organism: Spodoptera exigua (beet armyworm)
Lineage: Eukaryota; Metazoa; Arthropoda; Insecta; Lepidoptera; Noctuidae
Source: the annotation of a GenBank genome assembly